ACCAGUUUCUCCGUCUUACUUUUGUUUAUCCUUUGGUGUUUGUUUGCAACCUGCCGUUGGUCGCUACACCUGUGGCAAAAACGACCUGCAUUUCGGCAAAUUUUAUUCAAAAUAUUCUGCAUGAUUUCGAUAAAGGUUUGAUCGAAACUGAAAAGCUUCGAGAUGAGAGCUAGUUUGUGGCUGGUGGCCUUCUCAGUGGCCCUGGUGUCUUCGCAGAGGACCCAGAUGGACAGGGAGCGCGAAUUGGAGUUGCGAUGUCCGCAACACUGGACGCAAUUCAGGUCCUCCUGCUACAGGUUCAUUAAGUCGCCGAAUAGGCCGAGAAACGCGGCAAGACAGAAUUGUCAGGUAUAUGACGCUGAUUUGCUAAGUGUGGACUCUUUGGACGAGCACACCUUCAUCAUGCAGCAGUUGCAGUGGCAAGACCCUCAGCACCGGACUUGGUACACAAGUGGCAGGCAGCAAAGCCCAGGCUAUUGGGUCAACGACGGUGACAACUCGCAACUGACCAACAUCGAAGCCGCCUUUUUGCCUGACUACGAAAAUACCGUUGGAAAAGACUUUGUAGCCUAUGGGUUUGACGAAAAGUCCAAACGAUGGGGAUUUAAGAAGGUCAAAGGCGAGGACUACUUCCUGUUCAUUUGCGAGGCGCCAGUGAGCAAGUUGCACCACCUGGUCUUCGACGACCGCACUCAUGAAUACGGUUUGGAAGUCAUGGACCCUGAGAAGGUUCCUCGAGGGCCUUAUUUUGUCAAACAGCCAAGCAACGCCGUUUUUGACGAGUCGGGAAGGCGCUCCCAGCAAUAUGUCACUAUGACGUGUGUUGCAAAAGGCUAUCCGAACCCAACCUACGAGUGGUUUAAGGAGGAUUACGAGAGUGACCAGUUGGUAGCCAAGAAGAUUGACCCUCUAAAGGACUCGAGAUACACCAUCAGUGGUGGUUCCUUGAUCAUUUACAACCCAAAACAAAUACAGGACAAUGGCCUUUACCACUGUCGGGCUAGCAACAAGUACGGAGUAAUCGUGUCCGAAAGUGUCCAGCUCACUUUUGCAUUCAUUGGAGAGUUCAAUUUGAAAAGGUCACCUGAGAAGGGCCAGCAAAAUUGGGGCAAAGCCAUCUACUGUGAUCCACCUCAACAUUUUCCAAGCGUAACUUUCAACUGGGCGAGAGACUUCUUCCCCAACUUGGUCGAGGAGGACAGAAGAGUGUUUGUCUCCUACGACGGAAAUCUGUACUUUUCCGCCUUGGAAAACAUCGACAAGGGAAAUUACUCCUGCCACGUUCAGAGCAGCGUUUCCAGCACUGGCCGCAGUGGUCCUACCUUCAAUCUGGAUGUUUUGCCCCAUUCCAACUCGCAGCAGCUCAAAUACGGAAACAACUUCCCCAAGGCCUUCCCUGAAGCUCCAGUUGCUGGUCAAGAAGUUCGACUUGAAUGUGUUUCUUUCGGAUAUCCUGUCCCUUCUUACAACUGGACAAGAAAGGGAUCAAAUUUGCCUAGGACCGCAAUUCUCUCGAGCUACAACCGAGUUCUGACCAUUCCGAAAGUGAAGGUGGAGGACCAGGGAGAAUAUGUUUGCAGGACUUUCAAUGACAAGCAGUCCAUGCAAAAUUCAGUUGUUUUGACCAUUCGAGCCGAGCCAAAUUUCACCAUUCCUUUGGUGGACAAACACAUGGACAAGGACUCUGAUCUGACUUGGACAUGUGAGGCGUUUGGAAUUCCGGACGUGACCUACUCGUGGUUUAAGAACGGGGUGCUGCUCGACCCUUACAACAUCACCCACGAAGAUCGAGACAGAAUCAUCAUUGUGGACAACGUUUUGACCAUCAAAGCACUCGACCAGGAAAGAGACGAAGGAAUGUACCAGUGCCAAGCCAGGAAUCAACUCAAAACUAGCUACUCCUCUGCCCAACUCCGAGUUUUGUCUCUGAAACCCUCUUUCCUGAAACGCCCUCUUGAAGCAGAAACUUAUGCUCAUGAGGGUGGAAAUGUUACCAUUAAGUGCAACCCUGAAGCUGCCCCGAGACCGAAAUUCACCUGGAAGAAGGAAAACAACGUCAUAGGCUCUGGUGGCACAAGAAGAAUUCUAGAAAAUGGAAAUUUGAUCAUCACUAGGGUUUCAAGAGAUGAUGCUGGGGUUUAUACUUGCACUGCAAGAAAUGUCCAUGGGUCUGAUGAGAGCCGUGGACGCUUGGUUGUGAUGAGAGGACCAUCUUUCAUUCGAGAACCGCAGCAGCGAAUCUUCUCCAGCUACGGACAGAACAUUUACAUCGAAUGUGCUGCAAACUCUGAAGAAAUCCUCGACUUGGCUUACACAUGGAAACUGAAUGGACUCCAUUUGAGGGACCAGUUUAGAGAAAACUCAACCUUGAUUUUGGACGGAGGGCGUUUGAAAAUCGAAAACGCAACCUUUUCUGACGCCGGAAACUAUGAGUGCAUUGUCGAAAGCGCCGUAGGAUCGAUUGCUGCCAAAACACAAGUUCUUGUCGAUGGACCCCCUGGCCCUCCAGGCGCUGUUGACGCAAAACCAGUUGCAAGGGCGUCACCACGUUCGGUUUUGAUUUCGUGGGCUGACGGGGCCAAACACGGCAAGGAAAUAACCUACCACCAAAUUUCGGGCCGCACAAAAUGGAACAGCACUUGGAUCAUUUUGGCUGAAAAUAUAACAGCAAACAAAUUCUUCCUUCACAAGGACCGUAGAGAAUUCGAGGUCAAGGACAUCCUUUCUCCAUGGUCAGUUUAUGAGUUCAGAGUUGCUGCUGGAAACAGCAUUGGCCUGGGAAUCCCAUCACCACCUUCUCCCUAUUUCAACACCCAGCCUGACAAACCUUACGUUGCUCCGAGCAACAUUGGAGGCGGCGGAGGCAAGAUCGGAGAUCUGACCAUCACCUGGGAUCCUCUUUCCGAGGGUGAUCAGAACGGUCCAGGAAUUUACUACAAGGUUUUCUGGAAGCGAGUGGGCUCCAACACGGAAUUCCAGUCGGAGGAACUGCGGCGCCAUGGCAACAUUCGCAAGCAGGUCGUCAAGAUCCAGAGCGAGUUUUACUACACCGAAUUUGAGGUGAAAGUGCAGGCCGCGAAUUCCAUGGGCUAUGGCCCUAUUUCCAACCCGGUUGUCAUCUACAGUGCUGAGGAUAUGCCUCAGGUGGCGCCUUCGCAGGUGUCUGCACGCUCAUACAACUCGACAGCACUCAACGUCAGCUGGGUGCCAAUCGACAUGAGCAGGGACAAUAUCAGAGGAAAACUCAUAGGACACAGGUUGAAGUACUGGAAGAAGGAUGGAAGAGAGGAGGACGCUGUUUACUACCUCAGCAGAUCCACCAAGCCCCAUGCUUUGAUUGUGGGUCUGCAGCCCAACGAGUAUUACUACGUCAAGUGCAUGGCUUACAACACUGCCGGCGAAGGACCCGAAAGUGAACGAUUCCUUGAGAGGACAUUCAGGAAAGCACCACAGAAGGCGCCAACGGCCGUCCAUGUUCAUCCAGUUGAUCCGUCAACAGUCAGGAUUGUUUGGCGUUAUGUGGCUCCAGCACCUGACGAGGAACCACUCAUUGGCUAUAAGAUUCGUAUCUGGGACAUUGACCAUGAUGUCAGCACCGCCAACGACACGUAUGUCCGAAUCGGCUCCAAAUUGGAAACCUACUUGUACGACCUGACGCCCGGAAAGGCCUACCGGCUGCGUGUCCUUGCAUACUCGAACGGAGGCGAUGGCAGAAUGUCCUCGCCGGCAAUUGAAUUCCAAAUGGGCGACAAAGAGCUGCGCCGAUCCAAUGACGCCCCCGUCCUGGAGGUCUCCACUUUGCUCUUCUUCAUCUCUCUCGCUCACCAGGUGCUAUUGCGCCCGUGAACAUCCAUCCGUUUUUCAACCCCAUAUCAGCAGUUGCUUUCCAUGUAAGAUUAGAAUUUAAGAAGGUUGUUCAAAAAUUAGCCAACACGAAAAAGAGAUCCGAGGUCUGCUUAGCGAUCUGACAAAGUGAUAUUUAAAAUCGUUGAAAUUGUUGUAGUUUUUCAAUGCACUCAGUGCUUAGAAAAGGAAAAAAAUUAGGUUCAAAUUUUAAAUGAUUUUGGCCAAGUGCCUUCCCAACGUACAAUAAAAAACCCUUAACACCUGAAGUAUUUUUCUAUGUAAAAAAAAUCAAGCGGCACAAAAGGCAUUUCCAACUUUUGACGAAUUUUUAUUUCAUGAAUUGUUAAAUAUUUUUGGAUGUUGUAGCUAUAGUUGUUCAGGAAGCAUUCAUUAUUGCACAUUCCAUCAAUGUAGCUUUUAAUUACACACACAUUUUGUCCAUGUAUUGAUAUUAAUUUUUACAAAAUAUUAUAUGCAUAUUAUGAAAGUCCGUCCAUUCGCAUUGUGACUGUACUCUGUAUAUGAUUAUGACAUUAGAUUUUUACAACUUUUCUAGAAUCUCCAAUCAAAUGUAAUUUUAAAACAUUUAUGAGUAUGUCGAGGUAGUUGUUGUCAAUUUAUAUAAUGGCAGUUAUGUGCAAUCUCACAAGACAAUGAAAAAGUUAAUUGUUUUUACAUUUUUAGGCUAUAAUUACAAUAAAAAUUAUCCAUGUCCAAGUUCA
Messenger RNA from Neocloeon triangulifer, 4568 nucleotides. It is a transcript of the gene Cont, whose product is annotated as contactin. The record is from RefSeq and is a predicted model, not a curated record. Gene Ontology annotation, molecular function: protein binding. Lineage: Eukaryota; Metazoa; Arthropoda; Insecta; Ephemeroptera; Baetidae. The coding region runs from base 163 to 3846 and encodes 1227 amino acids. Gene Ontology annotation, biological process: cell-cell adhesion. The transcript has 21 exons.